CGCGUAACUCCGAGACGUGAUUGAUAUGUUUCUGGUUGUCCCUAACCGUACCGACGGCGGCACGAUCAAUGCUCCGAGAAUCCUUCUUAUGGGAUCUAAUCUGUAAAUGGAAUAUCUCCAAUGGAUAUCUCUUCUUCGUAUUCCUGGAAUAUUAUCUCGCCGUUUCUUCCAACGUCCGCCGCCCAAUUAAACCCUUUGGGGGAAGCCAGGAGACAAAGAACUCAAAGUUUCACCAAUGUCGACCCAUGGACCUUCUGUCCCUUCUCUUCGCAUUCGUCUACAAUGUUAUCUGCUCCAGCCAGCAAUCCCUUCGUGCCCAUUAUUUAAAAGGGCUAGAGACGUUGCCAGCUGUGUCUGUGGUGGUCAGCCUUGGGACAGUUAUUGGGUUACUGCUGCUGCUGCUCAUGGAGGCUUCUCCUUUGCCCUCGGUCGUGGUCAUUGCUUUCGAUGCUACAAAGGAGAGGAGUGUUAAAGAGCUUAAGGCUACCAUUGAUGGAGUCAGGAAGAAGGGUGGCAUUCUUUUCCCUGGUGAUCGACUGGUUUUUCUAGGAGUUUUGGACAAGGUGCCGCAUCCCAUGGGUUACCAAGUGAAAGCUUGCCCUGAUUCAUUUGCUGGAGCAAGCAUUCGUGUAAUGGAAGAGGAAGUUAUCAAGAAAGUUGAUACCUACGUAAACAUGCUCGUGAGAAGUGCUGGAGUCUGUGAAGCCGAAAGGGUUCGUGUUGAAGUUACAAUUACUGCUGGAACUCCAGCAAAACAGGUUGUGCUUCAAGAAGUUGCAGCUUGCAGUGCAGCGUGGCUUGUAUUAGACAGGCAUUUAAGAAGGGAUUUGAGGUUUUACCUUACUCAGGUUGCUUCCAAAAUUGCCUUAAUUCACGAUAACAUGUCGGUGGAAGUUGAAAGAGAUCAUACAAAGAAUAUCUCAGAUGUUACAGAGCAUAAGUCUUUUUAUUCAAGUUCGAGACAUGUUCCAGUCUUGAAUUAUCAAGGUCAUGGAAACAGGAGGCACUUAGUAGUUUCAAGCAGCUCUUCCUCUGGGGAUUCAUUUAAUAAAGAAUCCAAGUGGGAAAUGGACAGUAACAUCUCGUCUGAUCUUGGCUCUUCUGGCAGUCAUUAUGUAUCAGGAUUUAUUUCCUUGCCAUCCAUAAUAAGUAUCAUGUAUUCCAAAGCAGAAACUGAGCAUCGUGCUGAAAAUCAAAUCAUGCAAAGGCAAUUCAGUGAUAUCUUCAGACAGAAGUCCUUGGAAGAACCUAUUCUCUGCUCCAUUUGUGGCAUCCGGACUGAUCUGAAUGUCAAGGAUUCAAUGAGAUUCAACUUAUCCGAGAUUCAGCUUGCAACAGACAAUUUUUCAGAUGCCAAUGUCUUGGGAGAAGGUGGGUAUGGUCAUGUCUACAAGGGUAAGCUGCAUAGUGGACAGUUCAUUGCAGCGAAGGUGCACAAAGAAGAAAGUCAGCAGGGGUUUUCAGAAUUUCAAUCUGAAAUUCAAGUCUUGAAUUUUGCCCGCCACAAGAAUAUAGUAAUGCUUUUGGGUUUCUGCUGCAAGGAAAACCUUAACAUACUUGUUUAUGAGUAUAUUUGCAACAAAUCAUUACAUUGGCAUUUAUUUGAUAAAACAGCAGAUACCUUACAAUGGAACCAAAGACAUGACAUUGCCAUGGGAAUUGGCAGAGGUCUGCGUUUUCUGCAUGAAGAAUGCAGAGGCAGCCCAAUCAUACAUCGAGACAUGCGGCCCAACAAUGUUUUGCUCACUCAUGAUUUUGUUCCUAUGGUUGGAGAUUUUGGUCUUGCAAGAUGGAAGACUGUUGAUCCUGUGCAGACAAGACUACUCGGCACAUUAGGUUAUCUUGCCCCCGAGUACGUGGAAAGUGGUAUAAUUUCUGUUAGGACAGAUGUGUAUGCAUUUGGUGUUAUCUUGUUGCAGCUAAUAUCAGGACGCAGAGUAAUUGAUGCCAGGCAGCAAGAAGGACAACAAUCUAUUAGAGAAUGGGCAGAACCAUUGAUUGAGAAGCUCGCUUUGCACAAGCUUAUAGAUCCUCGUCUAGGAGAGUCAUACGAUACAUAUGAGCUAUACCAAAUGGCUAAAGCAGCUUAUCUCUGUGUGCGAAGGAACCCUGAAAUGCGACCUUCGGCUGGACAGGUUCUGAGCCUGCUUCAAGGAGAACAUGACCGCAUGCAGCAUUUGAGAGACACUAUCGUCCCUGAUUAUAUUAGUGGAUGAGAUGGGGGAUGGAAUUUGCUGCACUUGAAAGCUUUAAGAAGUAUCUGAAGGAGAUCGAUCCAAACACUUGUUGGUACUUAUCAUAGAUGGAACUGUGUCCUUAUAAUUUGAUUCUCUUGCGGCUGCAAUUGAACUCAGGUUCUGUGAAUUUGUUUUGAAGUUCUAGACUUCGAGAUCCUCUUCAAAAUUUGAGGGACAGCCACCCUCGAGUACGUCAUGCAUUUUCUUUGUAGAUAUUUUCCUUCUUAUCAUCUGUCAGACCAAAUGAUAGAAUAGAACCACUAUAGUAUAGUGGAGGCAGGGUGGCGAAUGAUCUCUGGAUUGCACAUCACUAUCUAUUGUUACAGGAGCCAACUUAUGAUGAUGAUGAUGCCCAUAGGGACUCGUCAUUGGGUUCACUUCGGUUGAUAGCAAAAUGCAAUUGUAGGUCAGCAAAAGCAUCUAGCUUGGGAUAAGGAUCCAGAUGAAUUUGUAGUCAGAAUCGAGAAGCUAGGGUAUGUGGUGUCACUAUUAAGUAAAUCUUUUGCUAUGAAGUAAAAGAGAGUUCCAACUGUGCGUUGACCCUCCACCUUAUUUGGACUGAGCAACAGUAUUCUGCACCAGAAAAGUGGGGAAAGAGAGGAAGGGAUGAGAACCCAUAUGAACAUGGGGAGAGCAAUUUGAUGGGAACAUCCAUUUUCUUGGAGCCAUUGAUAGUGUUUCCUCUACUUUUUCAAGUGUUCUUUUUGUGUGUGUGUGUGUGUGUAUUCUUAUAUGGAGCUGCAAUGAAAGAGGAGACAUUUUUUCUGUUGCUAUGCUUUGGUGUUAGUGUAUGGGGAUGCAUUCCUUGAUCUCGCCGAACAAGAUACAGUUGACGGGAAAGCAUGAUGAAGAAGAAUGAGGAUUGUGCAGUUUUCUUUAAGUGAUGUAGAGGGUCCUCAGGUUUGGAAUAUGAAUUCGAUGCCUUCAUGUUGUUAGGCAAUGAUGAAUCUAAGGAACUUGGCAGGCACAUUUUGUGAGGUUGAAAGCCAUAAGGGUUCAUGUGGCUGGUUCUCUAACAAUGGGAAUAUCGUCAUGAUGUCAUGGUCACUAACCUAGGAAGAAAGAAAAGAUCUCUCGACAAUGCAUUCUUUGUCACAUUGAGGAGAUUAUUGCAUUGGUCAUAUUUUUUUUUUUUUGUCCAUUCUAGAGUUUUUAUCUGAAGGAUUCUGCAUUGUAGUUUGACCGUUGUGAAACUCCGAUAUUUUUUUAUUCUCAUUUUCUCUUUGUAUGGGCCCAUAGCCCCAGACUCUGUUUGAUGGACCUAGGGAGGGCUUGAGUUGAGAUGGUCACUUUUAGGCCAGGGCUCGCUCCGCCAUCCUUCAUCUUUUUGAUAACACUUGAACUUUGGAAGAUUUUCAAUGGGUAGGAGUACAAUCCGAAUGUGAAUGUUGCGGGUAAAAUGGG
Molecule: messenger RNA, 3641 nt
Organism: Linum tenue
Lineage: Eukaryota; Viridiplantae; Streptophyta; Magnoliopsida; Malpighiales; Linaceae
Source: the annotation of a GenBank genome assembly